CUUUGCCUUCAAAAUAAUUCUUUAUUGGAUUGAAACCACUUCGUCAAGACGCAUACGCAAUACCAUGCAGUCCUGACUGUGUCCAUUGGCUUGUUGAUGCCGUCAACGCUUGUCCACCGCUGGGUGCAGAUUUCGGGCAUCCACUAUGCAAGAUAAAUCUCGUUGAUUCAACUUGCGCAUGCCUUUUGGCAUAGGUUGGUGCAUAUAGUCGUGCAUAUUGUCUUUUAGAUUCCACCCUUUACAAUGGGUGAAGGUUUCUACAGCCAAAAGUCGUGUACAAUGGGCUAAGGAGAAGCUGGCAGAGAGGCCUGAGCCCGAAGAUUGGGAGGAUGUGAGGUUCUCAGAUGAAGCCCACUGGCAAACAGGGCCUGAAGGAAAGCUUAUGAUGGCAAGGAAGAGGGGGGAGAGGUACUGCAAUGACUGCAUACAGCAGAGAGAGGAGAAGGAUGAGCAUGACAAGGAGAUCAAGAAGGUUCAUGCCUGGGCUGCUGUUGGUUACAACUUCAAGAGUGAUCUAGUGUUCUACAAUGUCUCUUCUAACAAUGGGAAGAUGACACAGCGUGCCUAUAUUAACCAAAUCCUUGAGCCUCAUGUCAAGAAGUGGCUUGAAAGGGGUGACCAAUUCACUCUGGAGGAAGAUGGUGACAGUGGCCAUGGCCUCAACAAGUCAAACAUUGUCAAAACCUGGAAGGAUGUCACGAGUAUAUACUGUUCAGCUCCCAGUACCUGUUGUCUACAGUAGCACUGUACCUUUUUGGUCAGUGUAGCGCAGCGGGGCCGACCAUCGCCCAGUAACAACAAGUUGACAACACCUCUUUCUUUACAGACAUAACCAAAAGUAAGCAGGCAGAGAAAUUGAUCACUUAUCUUCUUACUAGGUUCUCAAUAGCAGUCUUAAAGACUUUUAAUAUAUUAGAGUUUAUGGAGCAGCAGUUUCAUGUAAUAUUUUGCAGGGUAUGCCGGGAUAGGACUGUAAGCAUCUCCAGCAGAUAGCUACAGUAGACAACUUCGGACAGAUGGACGCACUACCAUGAGGCUCUCUUGGGUAUCAUGCGUUGCAUGUUGCCUGACAUAUGCUGCCAAGAUGGGUUGCACGUGGCGGUGCAUGCAUGAGU
Messenger RNA from Macroventuria anomochaeta, 1115 nucleotides. RefSeq lists its product as uncharacterized. The transcript has a single exon. The record is from RefSeq and is a predicted model, not a curated record. NCBI's taxonomy places the organism in Eukaryota, Fungi, Ascomycota, Dothideomycetes, Pleosporales, Didymellaceae. Gene Ontology annotation, molecular function: nucleic acid binding. The coding region runs from base 383 to 742 and encodes 119 amino acids.